Molecule: messenger RNA, 970 nt
Organism: Schistosoma rodhaini
Lineage: Eukaryota; Metazoa; Platyhelminthes; Trematoda; Strigeidida; Schistosomatidae
Source: the annotation of a GenBank genome assembly
AUUCUGCAUCAAUAUUUGUUCUGGCUUUAUUUAAAUUCAUAAAGGAAACUAACUAUGAAAAUGGAGAGUGGAUUACAUGUUCGAUUUGCGUGAGUACGCACAUUUUGGGAAAAUUAUAUCCCGACCAUGUGAUUAUUAGUAAUAAUUGAAAAUGGUUUUUAAAGGAAAAGAAACCUGCAAUUAUCACGUAUCAUCAGUUCAAAUAAUUUUUCAUAGAAUAAACGUUACAGUUUAAAGAAAGCAUGUCAGAAGAAACGGGUAAUGAAGAUGUUUUACAAGAGGAAACAGUCAAAAAUGAUAAUGUAGAUAAUAAUGAUGAUGUAAAUGAAUUAACAGAUAAUUCUGGAAAUGAUAUUGAAGAAAUUGUACGCACUUUCAUCAACAACACCCUUGAUAAAUUCAUAGAAAUCAAUUCGAAACGAAAUAGUAUAAUAAGCACUUCUAGUAAACUGAAUCGAUCUAAUGAUGAAAAUGGAAUGGAUUUGUUAAGAAAGGAAGUACAAUCAGUUCGUCAUAAUGUUGAAAAAUUAGAUAAACACUUAAAACUACAUUUGACGCAACAAACUAAUUGUGAAGAGAAAUUAUCAACAUUAGUAGUAAAACUGAAUGAAUUUGAAAAUACUUCAAAACCUACAUUGAAACAAAAUCGUGCAAGUUUUGAUUGCCAAGAUACAAAACGAAAAACUGAAAGAGAUCUUAUUGAAAAGAAUUCUGUUGGAACAUCAAUGGAUGAUUUAAUAAAAACUGAAGAAAUGAAUUCACUGAUUAAAAGAAGGCAGUCACAAACCAAAUCACUUUCUAACAAUAAAAACGGAACAAGAAAAUUGUCCCAUGAAUAUGUCGAUAAUAAUAAUCAUAACAGAACAAACAAUGAAGAGGAUGAGUGGUAUACAAGACAAUUGGAAGAAAUUCAACACUUAACCAUAAAUGAAAUACUUCAACGUAUAUUGCACUGAAAAUUAUGUUGUUG